Messenger RNA from Scomber japonicus (chub mackerel), 761 nucleotides. RefSeq names its product cysteine-rich PDZ-binding protein (gene cript). NCBI's taxonomy places the organism in Eukaryota, Metazoa, Chordata, Actinopteri, Scombriformes, Scombridae. The transcript is spliced from 5 exons. Gene Ontology annotation, molecular function: microtubule binding; PDZ domain binding. Gene Ontology annotation, cellular component: dendrite. Gene Ontology annotation, biological process: cytoplasmic microtubule organization. The coding region runs from base 113 to 418 and encodes 101 amino acids. The record is from RefSeq and is a predicted model, not a curated record.
AAACAACCGGAAGUUUACAAACAUUGACCUAGCAGGCUAACAUUUAGCUUGUUAAAUUUGUUUUGACUUGCCGUCUAAAAGCCCAGUUUACAACGGGCUAAAAGAGGGAAAGAUGGUUUGUGAGAAGUGCGAGAAGAAGCUCGGAAAAGUCAUCACCCCUGACACCUGGAAGGAUGGAGCACGAAAUACAACAGAGAGCGGUGGACGCAAGCUAAAUGAGAACAAGAUGCUGACUUCAAAGAAAGCCAGGUUUGACCCUUACAGCAAGACGGGCUUUGCUACCUGUAGGAUCUGCAAGAGCUCAGUUCAUCAGUCGGGGUCACAUUACUGCCAGGGCUGCGCCUACAAGAAGGGAAUCUGUGCAAUGUGUGGAAAGAAAGUUCUGGACACCAAGAACUACAAGCAGACGUCUGUGUGACAGUUUGCAGAUCAGAGAGAACAGUUGAACGACAGAAGAACUGAUGUAAGGAUGGGAUUGAGGUGUAUAUUUGUCAUCUUGUCACAUUUUCCCACAGUGUCCUGUGAUAGACAACUGUAACUCUUUACCGUUAGUCCUCACACCUCAGUGAAAGAAGAGAUCUGGAGAUGGCUUCAUCCUCUUAUUGUAAAAUAAUAUUCAACGCCACUGGAACUAUUACCGUGGCCAUACACAGGCAAGCACUGUUAACUCCAAAUACUCCACCAAUAAUUACUCGUUUCUUAACCUGAAGCUUCUAGAUUUUGUGUUAAUUUUAAAUUCAUUACGUUGAUUUUUUGCUUUU